Messenger RNA from Sphaerulina musiva SO2202, 2182 nucleotides. RefSeq names its product natural resistance-associated macrophage protein 1. Gene Ontology annotation, cellular component: membrane. Bases 127 to 1878 code for a protein of 583 amino acids. Gene Ontology annotation, molecular function: manganese ion transmembrane transporter activity; cadmium ion transmembrane transporter activity. NCBI's taxonomy places the organism in Eukaryota, Fungi, Ascomycota, Dothideomycetes, Mycosphaerellales, Mycosphaerellaceae. The record is from RefSeq and is a predicted model, not a curated record. The transcript has 2 exons. Gene Ontology annotation, biological process: intracellular manganese ion homeostasis; iron ion transport.
GUAUAAUACAAAGAAACUACCUACCUGCCUCCCGCUUCUGCCUCUCCCUGCUCGGGAAGCAUAUUGAAUUCCUCCGACACAAAGACCAGCCCUACUGCGAAGCUCUUCCUUCUGCCAUUGUGCACAAUGAACUGCCCAUCACGGACGGAGCCGGACACUCCAUUGGAGUGGAACCAGAAUCCCAAUCCACUGGCAGAGACGACGAGAAGUGACCUGGGCAAAGUGGCGAGCGCCAGAGUGCAGCACGAUCAUAAGCUCACUCCCAAAGACGGAGGAAUCGUCGAAUUGACUGAAGUUGGCGGAAGUCGCGACCAUCCAGCGCUCCGACGACGCUCCGUGCUGAGCGAAGGCGAUGGCGCCUGUUCCAUCGCCCAUGGGCGUGGUGAGCGUAUGCUCGAGGACACUCUCGGCGCUACAUCGCCAAGCCCAACCCGGCUGCCAUCAUGGCAGCACCCUCUGGAUCGCAUCUGGAAAGUGAUCUGGAAAUACAUCCGCUUCGUCGGACCGGGCUUCAUGAUAGCCGUGGCAUACAUUGACCCAGGAAACUACGCGACCGACGCGGCGGCAGGAGCGACCUACAAGUUUAAGCUCUUAUUUAUGGUUCUGGUCUCAAACAUUUUUGCCAUCUUCCUCCAGUCCCUCUGCAUCAAGAUGAGCACAGUGACGGGUCUGGAUCUUGCUCAAAUGAAUAAAGAACACUGUCCGCCAUGGCUCAAUUAUGUCCUGUUCUUCUUUGGCGAGGCGGCUGUCAUCGCUACGGAUAUUGCAGAGGUCAUUGGCUUUUCCAUUGCCCUCAACCUGCUGGCACCGAGUGUGCCCAUCGUGGCCGGAUGUGCCAUUUCCAUUCUGGACGUCAUGUUCAUCCUCCUCUUUUACAGGCCAGAAGGAUCCAUGAGAGCGUUGAGACUGUUUGAAUGCUUUGUCAUGCUGUUGGUGCUUGGCGUGGUCAUCUGCUUCUGCUACCAGUUGUCAUUGAUCAGCGGCACCACACCUGGCGAGGUGUUCAGAGGCUAUUUGCCGUCGAGUGCGAUUGUCGAGAGCAAAGGAUUGUACCAAUCGUGCGGCAUCCUCGGUGCUACAGUCAUGCCUCACUCUCUCUACCUAGGCUCCGGACUGGUAAAGCCAAGGCUCAAGCACUUCGACCAGAAACACAAUACCCACCACACCGAUCCGGAGUCAGACGAUGAUAUGGCCGGUGCUGUUCGCAAGUACCGACCAUCGAUGGCAGCCAUCAACGCCUGCAUGAAAUACUCCAUCAUCGAGCUCGCAGUCGCGCUCUUCACAUUUGCUUUAUUUAUCAAUAGUGCCAUUCUGAUCGUCUGCGGUGCUUCUCUUCACUCGGUCGACGGCGCCGCAGAUGCGGACCUCUUCGGCAUUUACAAUCUUCUUCGCGAACAAAUAGCACACGCAGCAGCGACAGUCUUCGCCAUUGCCCUCCUGCUCUCUGGUUGUUCUGCUGGCAUUGUCUGCACUUUGGCGGGUCAAAUGAUCGCCGAGGGUCAGAUCAAUUGGAAGUUGCAGCCGUGGGUCACCCGGCUCCUUACGAGAUCUAUUUCCAUUGUGCCAGCCAUCCUGGUAGCUGGUACACUCGGUAAGCAAGGACUUUCUGAAGCAUUGGUUGGGUCACAGGUCGCACUCAGUGUCAUACUGCCAUUUGUGACAGCACCACUGAUCUACUAUACGUGCCGCAACAAGUAUAUGAAUGUCGUGACGACAAGUCGCACUGAGUUGGCAGAAGAUGGCUCCGGAGAACCGAGGCGAGAUGUGGUCAACAUGAGGAACAAUUGGCUGGUGGCAGUGGUUGCCGUACUGAUCUGGUUGAUUAUCGUGAUUAUGAACAUUGCCAACAUCACGCUGACCGGAUUGGGCGUCAACUAGCAAAGAGCAACGUUAGCCAACGUGCGUAUACUCUUUUUGAGCGCCGCUUCCACUUCUACGAGGCCGUUUCAUCAUGGUUUCCCGGGCACACUGAGCAUGGAAUGUGGGUAGUACAGCAUCUCGAUGCUUUUCUUGAGGCGUUUGGGAAAGUGGUUAAAAGAAACGGAAAAAAAGAAAAAAAAAAGAUGAAGGGGAAAGGAAAGGAACCUUAAAACGAGAAGACCCCCUGAAAAAGCGACCGGCACAUCAGUGUCCAAAUCCACAAUCACAUCCGCUGUGUAAUAAUGAUAGAUUUAGGAGAUGC